Molecule: messenger RNA, 2892 nt
Organism: Octodon degus (degu)
Lineage: Eukaryota; Metazoa; Chordata; Mammalia; Rodentia; Octodontidae
Gene: Tfdp1
Product: transcription factor Dp-1
Exons: 12
Coding region: 87-1319 (410 amino acids)
Biological process (GO): regulation of transcription by RNA polymerase II; regulation of cell cycle
Cellular component (GO): transcription regulator complex; nucleus
Molecular function (GO): RNA polymerase II transcription regulatory region sequence-specific DNA binding; DNA-binding transcription factor activity, RNA polymerase II-specific
Source: RefSeq, a predicted model, not a curated record
UGCUGGAGGCCAUACACGUGCUGAAAAACCAGCUUUCUUCUGUGGAGGGUACACAGCCAUAUCCUUGAUUUCCUGGAUCUGGUAACAUGGCAAAAGAUGCCGGUCUAAUUGAAGCCAAUGGAGAACUCAAGGUCUUCAUAGACCAGAACCUGAGUCCUGGGAAAGGUGUGGUGUCCCUGGUGGCCGUCCACCCAUCCACAGUGAACACACUCGGGAAGCAACUCCUGCCCAAAACCUUCGGACAGUCUAAUGUCAACAUCACACAACAAGUGGUGAUUGGCACGCCCCAGCGGCCAGCAGCAGCCAGCACGAUCGUGGUUGGGAGCCCACAUACCCCGAGCACACACUUCGUGUCCCAGAGCCAGCCCUCCGAGUCCUCACCGUGGUCUGCUGGAAAGCGGAACAGGAAGGGCGAGAAGCACGGCAAGGGCCUGCGGCACUUCUCCAUGAAGGUGUGCGAGAAGGUGCAGCGCAAAGGCACCACCUCCUAUAACGAGGUGGCUGACGAGCUGGUGGCAGAGUUCAGUGCUGCCGACAACCACAUCCUGCCCAACGAGUCUGCUUACGAUCAGAAGAACAUACGGCGGCGAGUGUACGAUGCCUUAAAUGUGCUGAUGGCCAUGAACAUCAUCUCCAAGGAGAAGAAGGAGAUCAAGUGGAUUGGCCUGCCCACGAACUCGGCUCAGGAAUGCCAGAACCUCGAGGUGGAGAGGCAGCGGCGGCUGGAGCGCAUCAAGCAGAAGCAGGCCCAGCUCCAGGAGCUUAUCCUGCAGCAAAUCGCCUUCAAGAACUUGGUGCAGAGGAACCGGCAGGUGGAACAGCAGGCCCGUCGGCCACCACCACCCAACUCCGUGAUCCACUUGCCCUUCAUCAUUGUCAACACCAGCAGGAAGACUGUCAUUGACUGCAGCAUCUCCAAUGACAAAUUCGAGUACCUGUUCAACUUCGACAACACUUUUGAGAUCCACGAUGACAUUGAGGUGCUGAAGCGGAUGGGCAUGGCCUGUGGUCUGGAGUCUGGCAGCUGCUCUGCCGAGGACCUCAAGGUGGCACGGAGCCUGGUGCCCAAAGCUCUGGAGCCGUAUGUGACAGAAAUGGCUCAGGGGUCCAUCGGCAGCGUGUUCCUCACAACUGCAGGCUCUGCGUCCAACGGCACAAGGCUGUCUGCCAGCGACCUGAGCAACGGCGCGGAGGGGACUCUGGCCACCAGUUCCAAUGGCUCCCAGUACAGCGGCUCGCGGGUGGAGACGCCCGUGUCCUGUGUGGGCGAGGAUGAGGACGAGGAGGACGACUUCAACGAGAACGAGGAGGAGGACUGACACCGCCUCCAGCGUCGGGGAUGAGCGUCUAGCAAAGAGAAACUGUUUUAAACCGGGUUUUUCUUUCCUCUUGGCCUUCCCCCGAGAAGGCCCGGUGAGCUGGGUUUCGACGCGCACCUCCAAUAAGCAAGGACUGUUCUGCGCGGUGUGCAGGCUUGCGUGCCUGCGCGCGUGCGUGUUUGGUGCCUGUGUGCGGGCCCAAGCCUCUAUUUACCUUUUGUUUUCUGUUUUUCCUUUAGUUCACAGUUGGUUUUUGCCUCUCAGCAGUGCUUGCUGGGUUGCUGAACACAUUGUACUUCACCCAUGCCAGUGACAAUAAAGAAGCGCUGUCAUGUCCUGCGGGCCCAGCCGCAGCACCCCAUUUGCCGUGUGCGGAGUGGCGCCCCCCGCUGGCAGACAGCGGGACUGCAGGACGUGUCUUCCCUCCGUUAAACACGCGAGGGCCAAAGAGCCAAGCAGUUAACAAAACUACAUUUAAAAUAUUGAGCACCAUAAAUUUUAUUAUGAUUUUGCUUUUCCUUAAAUUAUGUUAAUGUUGCAAACCCAUCAUAUCUGCACACUUUUUCUGGUGCACCAACUAAUUGAGACAUGCUUUCUUUUUGUUUGGUAGUUUACUGCCGUGCUGGAGCAGCUAUGGAAUGUGUGGAAGGGUUGUUGCUUAUGAUAAAAUUUGCCUGAUUUCUUACAGGCCGCGUUUGGAAACUUUUUAUUAUAUAGUUGUUUACAUACUUAUAAGUCUAUCAUUUAAAGACAUGUACUGAAACAAAUGUUGUAUUUGUUUCCUAAGCAAUCUUCAUGUAAUCUAUUAUAAAGUUGAAAUUAAACAUAGAGAAUGUUUUAACAGUUUUUUAACUCAAAAUUUGUCAAUCAUUUUUAAUAGUUCUUUUUUUAUAAAAAGAAAGGAAUUUAAGGACAGGCAGUAGUCUCUUUUAAAAUUUAUUCACAAUGAACCAUUAACUGCACAUUGCUGUUAGCUGCCUGUUCUGAAACAAUGGUCUUUUUAUUGAAACACAAAUAAACUUUUCUGUAAUAUUUUAUGGAAUACAAAGAGACUUUAAUUGUUUGACUUUAACUUGGCACUGUUAGUUUUUAUUAAUAAAACGCGCAUGGGCAUUUUAAACAAACUCUGUCUUUCUUUAAUUCAGUAUUAUCAUCUUGCAAUUAUUCUUGCCUCUAGUCUAGUUUUACCCUGUGGUGAAGAAGCUGCUGCCCAAGGACAGGGUUGCCAGGUGUACCCUUCCUUUGGAGCGGGGCCCAGGCUGCAUCCCCUGGUCCCCUGAAGUUGCCUGGAGGGCACAGGGCUGAGAAAGGGUGGCCAGGUGAGUAGGGCAGUGGGCAUCUUUCCCUCAGGGUGCUUCUCUUGCGGGAGCUUUGACUCUCCUCAACCCUAAAAGUUGGGGCAGAUUUUGCAGGUUUCUCUUUCAGAAAAAAAUAAGAUGGAUAGAAGAUCGUGGGAAAGGCAGCGGGAUGCCAGGCGUCGCCCCGCCCACCAGUAUCACUGGGCAGCAUGCGGCAGGUGACGGUUUGGGAGCUCAAGACCCCAGAGGUCACACAUGCGGGGAGGGGAUAAAAG